Messenger RNA from Eurypyga helias (sunbittern), 1427 nucleotides. RefSeq lists its product as uncharacterized. Lineage: Eukaryota; Metazoa; Chordata; Aves; Eurypygiformes; Eurypygidae. The record is from RefSeq and is a predicted model, not a curated record. The annotation marks the transcript as partial. The transcript has a single exon.
GCUGAGAGAGCAAGGAAGAAAAGAAGCAGAAGAAGCUAGUCAGAAAGAAAUAGAAGAAUGGGAAAAGUCACUUUUAGCUCAAGCAGCACCUACAAGGAUGGAGACAAUGUGGGAGAUCCCAGCUAUUGGUCAUUUUCUUUGUUUAGCACAACAGAUUUUAAAUUUACCUGAAAUAGUAUUCUAUGAAUUGGAACGUUGUCUUCUGAUGCCUCAGUGUAACACUUUUCUAUCUAAAAUAAUGACUUCUUUGUUAAGUCCUCCUCAUCGCAGAUCUACGUUACAUCGCAGGCCUACACUUUCUUACAGGACUUGGGAAGCAGCUCUUAGACAGAAAGUGCAACACUGGUAUAAUGUUGUAGGGCAGACUGAAAAUCCUAAUAGCUCUGCAGAAAAACUUGGAUUAUGCCCACAGUUUUUCAAAGUCCUUGGAGAAGUUAAUCCCUUGGAGGAAAAACCAUUUCAUGAGCUACCAUUCUACCAAAAGGUGUGGCUGCUGAAAGGUCUCUGUGAUUUUGUGUAUGAAACACAAAAGGAUGUUCAAGAUGCAGUGCUAGGUCAGCCUAUCCAUGAAUGCAGAGAAGUAAUUCUUGGUUAUGACUACUUGGAGAAUGCCUAUGUUCAUUUUCCCCAGUUCUGUGGUGCAGAUGUUCGGAUUUACAAACAAAAACCUUUUCGGGCUCCGGAAUUCCCAUCUUCUCCCAUCAAAGUUAAAAAAGUGUCACGUGUUAAACUGGAGAAAGUAAAACAUGAAUAUGUAAACAAAAGCAAUGGGGAGGUCAGUUCUGGUGGCAGAGGAGAGCUGCUACAUCAUUCUAAGAUGGGAGUAGAGAAAAGUGUGGACUCUCUUGUUAUCUGUCCAGAAAAAAGAACAUGUUUAGGUAGCAUUAAAGUCACUACAGAGAAGAUUAACUGUGAAAGCAAGACCUCAGGAGUUUGUGACAUCAAAAAAACUGGUUGCUAUAAAGAGAACUUGAGGAAUUUGAUUAGUUCAGGAGAGAUUGUUGGUAUGGGUGGUCUCCCUAGUUCAGGAGAAAUAAGGGCUGUGGGGAAUGGACAAGGCUGUGUUGAAAUGGCCAGAGUAAAAGUUGAGACCAGUCCAUUCAAGGAGAACACACUGAAGGCUUGCCAGAUGCAUGUCAAUGGUACUCAUGAUGAUAACCAAGACAUAAAUUACCACGCAUGUGCUAAAGAAAAAAUGCUAGAGAACUCACACCAAAAUAGUGAGAAACUAAGUAAGUUGCGGGCAAAAAAGAAGAAAAAGAAAAAAAAGUUGAAGGAUAUUCUAAAUGAAAAUCUACAGAGAAAGCUUGAUGACUGGCAAAGAAAGCAUGAGAUUCAUCUUCAUCCAUUCAAAUCUUAUAAAUCUGAGUUUCAAAACAAGUUGUUUAUAAUUAAAAAGAAAGCAAAGCACAAGAAGCACAAGUCUG